GUGACAUCGCCGUCGCCGAGCAGCACCCACUCAACCCCGCAUCAGCAUGGUGGCUCCGAGGACCUCGGGGAUCACAGAGGCGCAGGUCCACGCGUUCCACCUCGGCCUGCUGCCCGCGAACGGACGCGCGACAGCUCCUGCUGCCGGCCCUUCCUUGCCGCGCGCUAGUGCGAACGGUGCCAGCACAAGCCGCAAGCGCCCGCUCUCGCUCCGCGCCUCGACCUCGCGCGCCGCUGUGGCCGACGACGACGACGCCGGCGCCGACGAGAAUCACCUCGGCCAAGACCUCGGCGCUGAUGAUGACGACGCAGCGCCAGCUCCAGCGCCCAAGCGCUCGGCGAUAGCGAGGCAGCGCAUGCGCGUCGUCGUCCAGAUACCCCUGGCCAGCCGGCGCCCAGCCAACCGACGGUCACGCCGUGCGACAUGGCACGCCUCCGGCGCCGUUGCUGCGGCGCCCGAUAGCCCCGGCUCGCGUGCACCGGCUGCGUCGGCGCGUGCACCGCGCCUGUCUGACUUUGCGGUGCACGCCUUCCACCUGCGGCACAAGCAGACCCUUAGCGCCGGGAUUGGCGGACUGGGCGGUGGGCGCGGUGGUCGCGGUCGCGGCGGCGGCGCCGAAGGCGAUGCGAUAGAUUGUGCCUACGUCAGCCGGCCCAUCACAUCGGCGUGA
Messenger RNA from Vanrija pseudolonga, 670 nucleotides. RefSeq lists its product as uncharacterized. NCBI's taxonomy places the organism in Eukaryota, Fungi, Basidiomycota, Tremellomycetes, Trichosporonales, Trichosporonaceae. The transcript is spliced from 5 exons. The coding region runs from base 47 to 670 and encodes 207 amino acids. The record is from RefSeq and is a predicted model, not a curated record.